Messenger RNA from Pelagomonas calceolata, 2661 nucleotides. Lineage: Eukaryota; Pelagophyceae; Pelagomonadales; Pelagomonadaceae. The record is from the annotation of a GenBank genome assembly.
GCAGCUAAUUAGGAGAUCAAAGCAGCAUCGCAAUUAUAUGGCAGCCCGCUUUGCAUGGGACCCGACGACAUCAUAAGGAGCCCCCACGCCAAAGCCCCGCUGCGGGCAUGGCCGGCAGCACCGCCAAGCCAGCUGCUGGACAUCAAAACCAACGUACAGCAUAUUCCUACCUAGCUACCCCCCUCAUAGGAGCGCCGGUCCGCUGGAGGGGCGGCGGUCUGUACGCAGGCGCAAGCCAGGCCCGCUCUCCUUGGGCAAGAGAGAAAGGACGCCCACUCUUCGCUGUUCAUUGCAACGGACGAGGUCCAGCGCUUAAAGGGCGCCAUGCCUGGGCACCAGAGGCAGCGCCUCCUCGUGAUCUUUAUCGCGGCGGCGGUCGACGCGCAGUGCCCCAACAACUGCAAUCUCAAGGGCAAAUGCGACCCCUUCGGCCGCUGCACCUGUUUUUCGGGCUGGACGGGCGCCGACUGCGGCUACCGGAAGUGCCCGACGCACUACGCGUGGGCCGACGUCGCGUCGAGCGACGAGGUCGCGCAUGCGCGGGCCGAGUGCUCGAAUCGCGGCCUCUGCGACGAGGGGACGGGCGAGUGCGAGUGCGCCGAGGGCUUCACGGGCAAGGCGUGCCAGCACCUGGCCUGCGACCGCGAAUGCGGCUUCAAGGGCAAGUGCGUGUCGAUGCGGAACUUCGCGUCGUCGCAGUACAACGAGGACUCGCAGCAGUUCGUCUACGAGACGCCCUGGGACGCGGACAAGAUGUACGGCUGCGUCUGCGACUCGCCCUACGACGCCGUGUUCAACUGCGCGUUCCGACGCUGUCCUUCCGGCGACGACCCCAUGACGCCGGACCAGAAGAACGAGGUCCAGUACUUCAAGUGCAUGGCGACGGGCGGGACGUUCGUUCUGUUGAUGGCGGGCCACGCCUCCGGAGACAUCCGGACGGGCAUGAAGGAGCACCAGCUCAAGGCCGCGCUCGAGCAGUCCGCCGCGAUCACCGAGGUCGACGUCACCUACUCGAUCGACAACGGGACGGCGUGCACCACGGACUCGGUCAACGUCGUGCGCAUCGAAUUCACGCAGGACUUCGGGAGCCUGCCUCCGUUGGUGCCGCUGGACGACGACCUCGCGGGCACGAUCCAGGUCUCGGCCGACGGCCAGACGGUGUUUACGGACAGCUUGGGCGCCGACUUCGUCUCGAAGAAGGGCACGAAGGAGGACGAGGAGUGCUCGAACCGGGGCAUCUGCAACCCGUUCGACGCGACGUGCCUGUGCCUGGACACGAACGGCGACACGUUCAAGAGCUCGGACGGCUACGGCAACGAGGGAAACCGCGGCGACUGCGGCUUCGCGGCCACGGCGAUCGACGAAUGCCCGGGGAUGACCGCGUGCUCCGGGGCGGGCAUUUGUGACCUGAGUACCUAUCGAUGCUCUUGCGCGAAAGGCUUCACGGGCGCCGACUGUUCCUUGCGGACGUGUCCGAAGGGUCUCGCGUGGUUCAGUUAUCCGUCUGAAGCUGUGUGGAAAUCAACCAGCGGGUUAGGUCAUUCGAGCCUCCUCGCCAUCGAGCCGACGCGUCGAUGGCCUGGACACCCCACGCCAUCGAGCAGACGCAGCUACAGAGACAACAUCGCGUCGAUGGCGUGGCCACCUCACGCCAUCGAGCAGACGCAGCUACGGAGACAACAUCGCGUCGAUGGCGUCGGGCGCCCGAAUUUUGAUUUCCACGUAGGUCCGAAGACAACGUCGGCCACGACGUCCUCGAGGUAUGCAGUGGCGCGGGCACGUGCGACACGACGAAGGGCGAGUGCGCCUGCGCGGUACCCUUCACGGGCAACGCGUGCGAAUUUAUUCAGUGCCCCGGCGGGCUGACGAACGAGUGCAACAAGCACGGGCGGUGCGCGACGAUGCGCGAGAUGGCGCUACUUGCCACUUCGAACGGCGACUCGGACCCCCGCCUGUACGGUUCUGACCCCAACAACGGCAACACGUGGGAUGCGGAUAGAAUAUACGGCUGCAUCUGCGACGAGGGCUGGACUGGUUACGAUUGUAGCGAGCGGGAAUGUACGUACGGCGACGACCCCAAUACCUACGGCCAGGUUAACGAGGUACAGCUCUUCGAGUGCGCCGGGACAGCUGGCACGCUUACGCUUAGCUUUAGACAGAAGACGACUUUGCCGAUCGCGUACAACGCCUCGAGGCAAGAAUUAGAGGAAGCCCUCGAGUGGCUGACGAAUAUCGGCGACGUCAUAGUUCUCUUCUCGUCGGGCAACUCCACGUGCACCGACAUAGGCCUCUCCGUGAACGCGGUGACGGUCGCCUUCGUCACGGAACACGGUGAUCUCCCAGACCUCAGCGCGGACACGAGCCAAUUGUUCGACUCGAACUUCGGCGACGAAAUCGGCGGCGGCUCAGUGGUAUUCUUCGUUGACGGCGCCGCGGCCGCGUCGGACGCCUCCCUGGUCUCGGUGACGGGCACAACAGAGUCGCUCGAAUGUUCGGGCCGCGGAUUGUGCGAUCGAUCGACCGGGCAGUGCGAGUGCUUUCCCGGCUACGCGAGCAGCGACGGCGUCGGCGGGCCCGGCAAGCAGGACGACUGCGGCUACCGGAAAGCACUCUGUACCGACGCAUGGUGCGGAGCGACAGGGUAAAUUUUGUUUCAAAAUA